UUCCGGGUUAGAGGUGAAGUCGACAGUAGGCAACGUGCGUGCUACAGUGCAGUGUGUCCCAAGAGGUUUUUGUCGCUUUGUUAAGAAAUGACCGUAACAAUGGAAGACACUAAACCAGAGAAGAAGGUCAAGAUCAAACGCACCAAAGGGACAGCUGCUGGCCCUCCCACCAAGAAAGUCAAGUCCUUCAACGACCAGUCUCAAGAACUCGCAGGGGGAAAACUUUUCAAGAAAGGAGACCAGAAGGGCAGGGGUAAGAAGUUUAAGAAGGAUGGCAAGGUGAAGAAAUCUGCAGAUGGAGAGGGGGAAGAGAAGACAGGACAAAAGAGAAAGUUACCAGAGAAGAAAGGGAAGAAGAGAAAGAGUGAAGGAGAGGGAGAGAGUGGGGAAAGUCCAGAAAAGAAGCAGAAGCUUGUAGAGAUGAAGAAGAAGGAUCGGAAGGAGGUCCGGAGACAGCUGAAGAACAACUACCCACUCCUCAAGAGGACCAAGGAAAUCUGGGAAGUCGUCAGAAGACAUGACUGUAAGAAAGAGACCAGAGCCAAGCUGAUGACAGAACUGUAUGGACUCAUCAAGGGAAGGGUCAAGGAGCUUGCCAAUGCCCAUGACUCAGUGCGAGUGAUGCAGUGUUGUAUCCAGUUUGGUACACCGGAGCAGAGGGCAAUGUUGUUUGAGGAACUCAAAGAUGACUUGGUGAAUUUGUCUAAGUCCAAGUAUGCAAAGUUUAGUGUCAGGAAGUUACUGAAGUAUGGGUCCAAAGAACAAAAAGCUGAAAUCAUGAAGAGUUUUCAUGGUCACAUAAAGAAGAUCAUCAGACACACGGAAGCCUCCAGUGUGCUGGAGUAUGCUUACAAUGAGUGGGCCAAUCAGACGCAGAGGAAAGCCAUGCUGCAGGAGUUAUACGGGAACACCUACCUGGUCUUCAAGGCUCCUGACACCACAACUUUGCAGGACCUCUUCACACUUCACCCAGACAAGAAGCAGCUCGUGAUGAAAGAGUUCAAGGAAUCUCUCACCCCACUGUUGGAGAAGACUGUGGUGAAACACACUAUCGUACACAAGGCAUUACUGGAGUUUUUCACUCAUGCUGAGGGCCCGCUUAGAACAGAAAUGAUUGAAGCUGUCAGAGAGUCCCUCAUCCACAUUCUCCACACCCAUGACGGGUCAAGGGUCACCAUGCACUGUCUGUGGCAUGGAACUGCAAAGGAUAGAAAAGUCAUCAUCAAGACAAUGAAGACCUUUGUGCAGAAGAUUUGCCAGGAAGAGUUUGCCCACCACACCCUGUUGGCACUGUUUGACGUAGUUGAUGACACCAAGUUAGUCUCUAAGGCCAUCUUGCAGGAGUUGCUGCAGAGUGUAGCUGACCUUGUCCAGGACCAGCAUGGCAGGAAGGUUCUCCUGUACCUGUUGUGUGGCCGGCACCACGGACACAUCCACCCAGACAUCCUCAAACUACUGCAGCAGGGAGAUGGUAACGAGACCAGCAAGAAGGACCCAGCCAUGAGAAGACAGGAGUUGUUAGAGUUUGUAUCUGCUCCACUGUUGAAGUUUUUCUCCCAACACACCAAAGACUUGGUGUUUGACAAGGCACAGAGUCAAGUGGCACUAGCUACCCUAGAAUAUGCACAUGGUGAUAAGACUGCAGCCUAUGAGGCCUUGUCCUUGUUAGCAGCUGAGGACUUCAUGCCACAAGGAAGAGACGGGGAGGAAAGUGAGAUGCACCUUGUGGAGCACCCAGCUGGCCACCUGUUCCUGAAGAGACUAUUGACUUGGGACAAAACUCAGAGGGAAGCAGGCCAAACUGAAGGGUUCUUUGCUCCUGCACUGCUGUCUCACCUUGAGCCUGGUGCGAUGGCCUCAUGGGCCAAGGUCAACCGAGGAGCCUUUGUCAUUGUCAGUCUCCUGGAUACUGGAAUCCCAGAGGUUGUGAAGAGAGUUCAGAAGGAGUUGGAGCCACAGAAGACGAUGCUCAAGAACAUUAAGGUCGCUGGAACAGACAUCCUGGUCAAGAAACUAGAAACAGUGUCUGCAUAGAACUCAGUUCAGCAUCCAUUUUUAAUAUGAUUAUUGAUAUGAUAUAAAAGUUCCUUAGCAGACACAUGGUGUUUCAUAUACUACAGAAUCCAACAUGUAGUUAUGUUGAUAACAUUACCUUUACCAACAAGCUCAUUGUUCAUUAAU
Molecule: messenger RNA, 2181 nt
Organism: Branchiostoma belcheri (Belcher's lancelet)
Lineage: Eukaryota; Metazoa; Chordata; Leptocardii; Amphioxiformes; Branchiostomatidae
Product: pumilio homolog 3-like
Exons: 19
Coding region: 88-2034 (648 amino acids)
Biological process (GO): regulation of translation
Cellular component (GO): nucleolus
Molecular function (GO): mRNA binding
Source: RefSeq, a predicted model, not a curated record